This is a messenger RNA of Talaromyces proteolyticus, 2026 nucleotides long. RefSeq names its product putative glucan 1,4-alpha-glucosidase. Bases 39 to 1940 code for a protein of 633 amino acids. The record is from RefSeq and is a predicted model, not a curated record. The transcript has 4 exons. Gene Ontology annotation, biological process: polysaccharide catabolic process. NCBI's taxonomy places the organism in Eukaryota, Fungi, Ascomycota, Eurotiomycetes, Eurotiales, Trichocomaceae. Gene Ontology annotation, molecular function: glucan 1,4-alpha-glucosidase activity; starch binding. Gene Ontology annotation, cellular component: fungal-type vacuole.
CGAAUCCUUGAGGCUUUUCGAGUCCGUUUAUAUUCUCCAUGCCCCGUCUUUCCUACGCACUCUGUGCGCUAGCGCUAGGCUAUACUGCAUUGGCAGCUCCUAAGCUUUCACCUCGUGCUACAGUCAGCUUGGACGCCUGGUUGGCCACUGAGACAACUUUCUCCCUCAAUGGAAUUCUGCAAAAUAUUGGUGCCAGCGGUGCUUAUGCCCAGAGUGCCAAGGCUGGUGUAGUUAUCGCCAGUCCCAGUACAUCCAACCCGGACUAUUACUACACCUGGUCGAGAGACUCCGCUCUCACGUUAAAAGUCCUCACCGAUCUCUUUACCAACGGAAAUCUGGCUUUGCAGACCGUUAUAGAGGAAUAUGUGAACGCACAGGCCUAUCUGCAGACCGUCUCCAAUCCCUCUGGUGAUCUCUCGACUGGUGCUGGUCUUGGUGAGCCAAAGUUCAACGUUGAUCUGAGUGCGUAUACUAGCAGCUGGGGCCGUCCUCAGCGGGAUGGUCCUGCUCUACGUGCUAUCGCUCUUAUUACUUUCGGCAACUGGUUGAUUGACAAUGGAUACUCUAACUAUGCUGUCAAUAAUAUCUGGCCCAUUGUACGCAAUGACCUGUCUUACGUUGCCCAGUACUGGAGCCAGAGUGGCUAUGAUCUCUGGGAGGAGGUCAAUAGCAUGUCCUUUUUCACGGUUGCUAACCAGCACCGUGCCCUUGUCGAGGGAAAUACCUUUGCUGGCAGGGUUGGAGCGUCCUGCUCUUGGUGCCAGUCGCAGGCACCCCAGAUCCUCUGUUAUAUGCAAUCAUUCUGGACUGGGUCCUAUAUCAAUGCGAACACUGGUGGAGGUCGCUCUGGCAAGGAUGCCAACACCGUUCUAGCCAGCAUCCACACAUUUGACCCCGAGGCCACAUGCGAUGACACCACCUUCCAGCCUUGCUCAUCUCGCGCCCUCGCGAACCACAAAGUGUACAUUGACUCGUUCCGUUCCAUCUAUUCUCUCAAUUCUGGUAUUGCUGAGGGCGUUGCCGUUGCUGUUGGUCGCUAUCCUGAAGAUUCAUACUAUAAUGGCAAUCCCUGGUUUUUGUCCAAUCUCGCCGCCGCCGAACAGUUAUACGAUGCCAUCUACCAAUGGAACAAAGUUGGUUCUAUCACCAUCACCAGUACUUCUCUGGCCUUCUUUCAAGAUGUUUAUAGCUCCGCAGCAGUUGGCACUUACGCCUCCGGUAGCUCCGCCUUUACAGCUAUCAUCAGCGCGGUCAAGACCUAUGCCGACGGGUAUGUUAGCAUCGUUCAGGCUCACGCUGCGGCCAACGGCUCCCUCUCUGAGCAAUACGAUAAGACGUACGGCUCUGAGCUCUCCGCCCGUGAUCUCACCUGGUCAUAUGCCGCCCUGUUGACGGCCAACAUGCGCCGCAGUGGCAUCGUGCCUCCAUCUUGGGGCGCCAGCUCCGCCAACACAGUUCCUUCUUCUUGCUCCACGGGCUCUGCCACUGGCACUUAUAGUACCGCUACUGCUACUUCUUGGCCCACUAGCCUGACCAGCGGCACCGCAGCGACAUCUACCUCGGCCUCAACCUCUACGUCUCGAUCUACUUCUACAACCAGCACCACCUCUGCUUGCACCACCCCCACCUCCAUUGCUGUCACCUUUGACGAGAUUGCCACUACCACCUACGGUGAAAAUAUUUUUAUUGUCGGAUCGAUCUCGCAGCUGGGUAACUGGGACACCAACAGUGCCGUCGCACUCAGCGCCAGCAACUACACCUCCAGCAACCACCUCUGGUACGUAACCAUCAACCUACCCGCCGGUACUACCUUCCAAUACAAGUAUAUUCGCAAGGAGUCUGACGGCUCGGUUACUUGGGAGAGUGACCCCAACCGCUCAUAUACAGUACCUUCGGGAUGUAGUGUUAGUACUGCUACCGAGAAUGAUACAUGGCGGUAAGGAAUCGCCAAUGGAUAAAUCAAGUUCGGAGAGAUUAGCAUUUUAAAUUAAAUAUGAAAAAUUGGGCACAUGUAUCUAGAAUGUAG